AUCAGCAACAGGCUCCAGCAGUCCCAUCACCUCAGCAGCAACAUCAGCAUCAUUCGCCUGCUCUACCUGCUCCACACGAAUCAUCUCGUGAUGUUCCUAUGGCUCCUGCGCCUGGCAGUGAGCCGUCACGCACGCACGACGAGCACAAAGGGCAAGAACAGGCGCCAUCACAGGCGUCUCAACCACCGCAGCAAGAAGCCCACCGUGAGCAGCGGGAACAGGAGCAUCCUCCAGAAUCUGCAAAGGAGACGGCCCCUGCAUCACCAGCACAGAAAGAGCCAGCGACUCGGCGGGUGGAUGAAGAUUACGAUGAAAGUGCAGCAAACACACUGUUAAGUAUGGGUGGUAAUGCCAGUGGCGAAUAUAAUCAACAGCAACAGCAACAACAACAACAACAACAAC
Molecule: messenger RNA, 402 nt
Organism: Zychaea mexicana
Lineage: Eukaryota; Fungi; Mucoromycota; Mucoromycetes; Mucorales; Lichtheimiaceae
Exons: 1
Coding region: 91-336 (81 amino acids)
Source: RefSeq, a predicted model, not a curated record